AUGGCCACGAAAGCCACCGGCUGUAAGAAAUACCUCCAGCUGCUCCUUUUUCAGGUCGCUCUUCUAGGGCCUGUCUUCUGCGGGAACGUGUUGGUCUGGCCAACGGAAGGCAGCCACUGGCUCAACGUGAAGAUAGUUACACAGGAGCUCAUCCGCCGCGGGCACGGCGUUACUGUCCUGGUAUCCAACGCUUCCCUCUUCAUUAAACCCAGGGCUGAGGCCGGGGAGAAGUUUGAGGUCUAUAAUGUGCCCUUCAACAAAGACACCAUUGAGAAGCUGAUCGAGGAUGUAGUGGCACUGUGGCUGAAUAACAGGCCAACCACCUUGACCUUCUGGCAGUUUUACAAGGAGCUGGGAAAACUGUCCAAAAACUGGCACCAGAUGAACAGGCUAAUGUGUGACGCAGCUAACCAAGAGCUGAUGGCCCAGCUGCAGGGCUCUAGCUAUGACCUGCUGCUGUCAGACCCGGUGACCCUCUGCGGGGACCUCCUGGCUCUCAAGCUGGCCAUCCCCUUCAUCUACUCGCUGCGCUUCUCCCCGGCCUCCACCGUGGAGAGGCACUGCGGCAAGAUCCCAGCCCCACCAUCCUACGCGCCUGCAGCCCUGUCUGAGCUCACCGACUGCAUGUCCUUUGGUGAGAGAAUAAAAAACAUCGUGUCUUACCACCUGCAAGACUACGUUUUCCAGAGCUACUGGGGAGAAUGGGAUAUCUACUACAGCAAGGUCUUAGGAAGGCCCACAACCCUGUGUGAGACGAUGGGGAAAGCAGAGAUAUGGUUAAUCAGAACGUACUGGGAUUUUGAAUUUCCACGCCCUUUCCUGCCCAACUUUGAGUUCGUUGGAGGACUUCAUUGCCAGCCUGCAAAGCCAUUACCAAAGGAAAUGGAAGAAUUUGUUCAGAGCUCAGGGGAACACGGCAUCGUGGUGUUCUCUCUCGGGUCAAUGGUCUACAACCUAACUGACGAAAAAAGUACUGUGGUUGCCAGAGCCCUCAGCCAGCUUCCACAAAAGGUCCUCUGGCGGUACAAAGGAAAAAAGCCAGAAACUCUGGGCUCCAACACCAGGAUUUAUGACUGGAUACCCCAAAAUGACCUGCUUGGUCAUCCCUUGACGAAGGCCUUUAUUACUCAUGGUGGGACCAACGGGAUCUAUGAAGCUAUCUACCACGGGAUCCCGAUGGUUGGGAUUCCCAUGUUUGCCGACCAGCACGACAACAUUGCUCACAUGAGGGCAAAGGGAGCUGCAGUUGCGCUGGAUUUCAGCACACUGAAGACGCAAGACCUAGUUGAUGCAGUGAAUACAGUCAUUAACAAUUCCACCUAUAAAGAAAAUGCUCUCAGAUUGUCCAAGAUACACCACGACCAGCCAGUUAAGCCUCUGGACAGAGCUGUCUUCUGGAUUGAAUUUGUCAUGCGCCACAAAGGAGCAAAGCACUUGAGACCAGCUGCUCACCACCUCACCUGGUACCAAUACCACUGCCUGGAUGUUCUGGCAUUCUUGUUCACCUGUGCAGCCAUCGCUGUCUUCAUUCUUGUUAAGUGCUGCUUAUUUUGCUGUAGGAGAUGUGGCAGGAUUGCAAAGAAGAAGAAAGAAUAG
Messenger RNA from Gavia stellata (red-throated loon), 1596 nucleotides. RefSeq names its product UDP-glucuronosyltransferase 2A2. NCBI's taxonomy places the organism in Eukaryota, Metazoa, Chordata, Aves, Gaviiformes, Gaviidae. The record is from RefSeq and is a predicted model, not a curated record. Gene Ontology annotation, molecular function: UDP-glycosyltransferase activity.